Messenger RNA from Solanum verrucosum, 986 nucleotides. Its product is annotated as nodulin homeobox-like. Gene Ontology annotation, molecular function: single-stranded DNA binding. The record is from RefSeq and is a predicted model, not a curated record. Gene Ontology annotation, biological process: flower development. The coding region runs from base 86 to 568 and encodes 160 amino acids. The transcript is spliced from 2 exons. Lineage: Eukaryota; Viridiplantae; Streptophyta; Magnoliopsida; Solanales; Solanaceae.
UCAUGCUGGAUAAUCAUUUCCAUUUUGAACACACAGGCUAAACAAUCGGAAAGCAAGGUUAGCUCGUGCUGCGAAGGAUGGGCGUAUGUUGUCUGAAGGGGAUAGUCUUGACAAACAAGGUGGGUUGCUCACUCUGCUUCCUUCUGACUCACCUGGAAGUCCUGUCGAGGAUGUUGGUAUCCUCUCUGCUGCUAGAGAAAAUGCACCGAGGCUAACUGGCCUGGCACCGAGCAGCACUUGUCUUACAGAAAACACAACUGCUGUGCCUGCAGCUUCAUCAGAACAGGCAAAGUGUGUCGCAGGGGAUUACGUUGUGCUUAUAAACGAGAAAGCAGAAGAGAUUGGAAGAGGAAAGGUAUGUCAAGUCAGUGGCAAGUGGUAUCAAAGGGACCUGGAGGAGCUAGGGACCUGCGUCGUGGAUGUUAUUGAUCUCAAGGUUGAGAGGUCUGCUAAGCUUCCUUACCCAUCAGAAUUAACUGGAACAUCAUUUGAUCAGGCUGAAAGAAAAUUUGGUUUCAUGCGAGUCUUGUGGCAGUCCAGCAAACUAUUUGUGUUGCCUGCUCGGUGAAUCAAAAGUACCUCAGUUCUGGAUUGAUAGUUCCUGAGGAAAAUUCGAGGUUUACUAGUUGGGCGGGUCUAUGAAGAUUCUGGAGGGUCUAGCACUAUAUCCUCCCCAUGCUGUCACUGUGCAGGCCAUUAUAUCUGAUGCUUGAUCUGGAAAACUACCCAGUACUAACUUAAAGGUGUUACUAUCCUGGUGUGUCUUGUUGGGGCCGUUAGAUUUCUCGGUAUAGUCCCCGUACUACAUGAUGCAGGCCUUGAUGAUCUUCUGCAGGAAGCACACCUAGAUUCUGAAAGACUAGUCUCAGUCAUUUGCUCCCUGUACAUUGUGGAGGUUUAGGAUGUACAAGAUUACUAUUUACUGUUCUCAUGCAACAUCUUGUAUAACUUACCAUAGUAAAUUACAAAAAUGGGAUGAUUUUGUC